Molecule: messenger RNA, 801 nt
Organism: Rangifer tarandus platyrhynchus (Svalbard reindeer)
Lineage: Eukaryota; Metazoa; Chordata; Mammalia; Artiodactyla; Cervidae
Source: the annotation of a GenBank genome assembly
AUGGUGCUGCUCAGCCAGGUGAAGGUGGCCCUGGAGCCAGCCCCAGCCCCGCACCCCAUCCUGCACCUGCAGCCCCAGCAGCUCCUACAGUUCCAGCAGUGGCACCUGGUGCAGCAGCCCUACUCUCCACCCCCGCUCUACCCAUUCCAGGCACCACAGGCCCACCUGCACCAGUUCCCCGAGCAGCCCCAGCCGCCACUGCAGCAGCAGCUCGCCCACUUGCAGCAGCAGAUGCAGUCGACACCGACGGCACAGCCACCCGGCCAGCUGGCCCAGGCCCUGAAGACCACGCCGCCCAGGCGCAGGCUCAGCCCCCGCUGUUUGGACAUGACCCAGCAGUGGAGAGUUAUCCCAGAAGAAGGCUUCUUACUGGGAUGUGUGUUUGCAAUCGUGGAUUAUCCAGAGCAGAUGUCUGACAAGCAGCUGCUGGCCACCUGGAAAAGGAUCAUCCAGACACAUGGAGGAGCUGUGGACCCCAUGUUCUCGAGGCACUGCACCCACCUGCUCUGCAAGAGUCAGGUCAGCGGGCUGUUCACACAGGCGAUAAAGGAGAGGAAGAGGUGCAUCACAGCGCACUGGCUGAACAUGGUCCUGAAGAAGAAGCUGGUGCCGCCCCAUCGGGCCCUACACUUUCCACUGGCCUUCCUGCUGGGGGACAAGCCAUGCUCCCAGCAUAUUAUCUCCGUGACUGGGUUCGUCAACAGCGACAGGGAUGACCUUAAGCUAAUGGUGUACCUGGCAGGUGCCAAGUACACGGGCUACCUGUGCCGCAGCACCACCAUCCUCAUCUGCAGAGAGUAA